This is a messenger RNA of Plodia interpunctella (Indianmeal moth), 1347 nucleotides long. RefSeq names its product cytochrome c1, heme protein, mitochondrial (gene Cyt-c1). The record is from RefSeq and is a predicted model, not a curated record. Gene Ontology annotation, biological process: mitochondrial electron transport, ubiquinol to cytochrome c. Gene Ontology annotation, molecular function: electron transfer activity; heme binding. The transcript is spliced from 7 exons. Lineage: Eukaryota; Metazoa; Arthropoda; Insecta; Lepidoptera; Pyralidae. The coding region runs from base 89 to 1015 and encodes 308 amino acids.
AUUCUAGUUUAACAUAUUUAAUUUUUUUCAAUGGCAGUUAUUUUGUAGAUGUCACCCAUUUCGUCUUUCAUUUCGACGUUUUGGUAUCAUGGCGGCCGCGGUCGGUAGGAUUUGUGGAGCACGGCUUUUGAAAAAUUAUAGCCAAAUAGCUCCUCAGGUUUGUCAGCUGUCCACGAGUUCUCAAGGAUGGACGAGAAACAGAAAAUUGUUAUUGUCAACAUUAGGGGUAGUUGGAGGAGGAGUAGGGGCACUGCUGUUUGCCCUGGAACAAUCAGUGCAGGCAAGUGGUAGUGAGGCGCACCCUUACCACUUACCAUGGAGUCACGACGGCUGGUUCAAAUCGCUAGAUCAUGCCAGCAUUCGACGCGGUUAUGAAGUAUACAAACAAGUGUGCAAAGCGUGCCACUCGCUGCAGUACAUUGCUUUCCGAAACCUGGUUAACGUCACCCACACUGAGGAACAGGCUAAGGCUGAGGCAGAUGAGGUAAUGAUUAGAGAUGGUCCUGAUGAGGAAGGAAACUUCUUCGAUCGGCCAGGCAAGCUGUCCGACUACUUCCCGUCGCCGUAUCCCAAUGAGAAUGCGGCGCGAGCGGCAAACAAUGGCGCGUACCCGCCGGACCUGUCGCUGAUCUGUUCGGGCCGCAAGGGCGGCGAGGACUACAUCUUCGCGCUGCUCACCGGCUACAUCGACCCGCCCGCCGGCGUGGUGCUGCGCGAGGGCCAGAACUACAACCCCUACUUCCCCGGCGGCGCCAUCGGAAUGGCGCAGGUCCUCUUCAAUGAGGCGGCGGAGUACUCGGACGGCACGCCGGCGACGGCGUCGCAGAUGGCGAAGGACGUGGCCACGUUCCUGCGCUGGUGCUCGGAGCCGGAGCUGGACGACCGCCGCCUCAUGACCAUCAAGGCCAUUGGUAUGUUCUCGCUGCUGGCCGCUAUCGUCUACUACUACAAGCGGCACAAGUGGAGCACGAUGAAGUCCAGGAAGCUAGCCUACAAACCCGUCUCUAAGAAAUAAAGCCGCCGACUACAUUAGUAGAUUAAAAUCUUUUAGACAAUUUUUUUUUCGAUAGGCACAGUAACAUGUUAAUUGUUUAUAAUUAAAUUAAUUUAUUUUAUAUUUCAUCAUGGUUUUCUUCGGUCGCUUCGCUUGUUACCAUACUCUAAGGUCCGAUAACGAUGCAAUUAUAUAGUGAGUUAACGUACGUAAUUUUAAUGAUUGUACCUCAAAGUACGGAGGGUUAGCACAGGUGAUCAGUUCAAACUGUGCUUGUGAUGUUUCGGGAAGAUAUAGCUGUGUGUACAGUCAGUAUCAGUGUACAGUUGAAUAAAUGAGUUAUUGAAAAUCGA